This is a messenger RNA of Phytophthora sojae, 1503 nucleotides long. RefSeq lists its product as hypothetical. The transcript has 6 exons. Gene Ontology annotation, biological process: cell wall (1->3)-beta-D-glucan biosynthetic process. NCBI's taxonomy places the organism in Eukaryota, Oomycota, Peronosporomycetes, Peronosporales, Peronosporaceae. The record is from RefSeq and is a predicted model, not a curated record. Bases 1 to 1503 code for a protein of 500 amino acids. Gene Ontology annotation, molecular function: 1,3-beta-glucanosyltransferase activity. Gene Ontology annotation, cellular component: cell wall.
AUGGCCUUCGGUUCCCGUGCCCGCGGCCUCUGCGCCGCCGCCGCACUCGCCACCGCUGUCGUCGUGUCCCCGGCCGAUGCGUGGGUGCCCCCCAUUAUCACCAAGGGCAACAAGUUCUUCAACUCGGAGACCGGCAUGGAGUUCCGCAUCAAGGGUAUGGCGUACUAUCCGCGCCCCAACAGCGGCGAGAUGGCCGACGUGAGCAACUACGACUGGGCCGCCGACGAGCACGAGGCCGUGUGGAAGCCCCACCUCGAGGUCAUGAAGGACCUCGGCGUCAACACCAUCCGACUGUACUCGGUGGACCCCAGCAAGUCCCAUGACAAGUUCAUGUGCGCGUGCUCCGAUGCGGGCAUCUACGUGCUCGUGGGCAUGACCGCUCCGUGCGAGAACUGCUCGGUGCUCGACUUCAAGCCGCCCAAGUGCUACCCGGACGACCUGUUCACGCGCGCGCAGAUGGUCUACAACGCCUUCGCGGUGUACGACAACACGCUCGGUUUCAGUGUCGGUAACGAGAACAACCUCCAGGUGAAGAACGGUGCCGCUGGCACGACCACGGCUCCGUGUGUCAAGGCCUUCCUGCGUGACACGCGCAGUUACGCUGCGAGCUGCUCGGGCUCCGUGCGUCAGGUGCCGAUCGGCCUGGACAUUGCCGACAUCCCUCCUCGUGAGCAGUGGAUCUCGUACUACGACUGCCCCAUUGACGAUGACGAGAACACCCGUGCCGAAUGGAUGGGCUUCAACCCGUACGUCGAGUGCGACCCCGCCACGCACCUGGAGUACUCGCAGUCGACGGGUCUCAAGAAGCUCAUGUCCGAGUACGCCGAGGUCGGCUACGCUCGCCCGCUCAUGUUCGGCGAGUUCGGAUGCAACAAGGGCAAGAACACUGUCGAGGGCUACGAGAACCAGCGCUCGUUCCUCGAUGCCAAGUGGAUGAACGAGGAGAAGGAGAUGACGGUCGAGAUCGUGGGCGGCAACGUCUUCGAGUUCACGACGGAGAUCGCCAACCUGGUCGAGAGCAAGACCCUGACCAAGACCGGCGACGCAGGCAAGUACGGCGUCGGCUACUUCAUGCCGGAAGACUGCGACAACGAGCUCACCGAGUGCGUCUUCACGCCCUACCCGGAGUACGACAACCUGAAGAAGGCAUACACGACCACGAAGAACUCCACGGUCGAGCACGACAGCUACACGCCGACGCGCACCGCUAUCCUGGAGUGCUCGAAGAACAUUUCGAGCGAGCUGCCGCCUACGCCCAAGGUCCCCAUUCUGGAGUGCACCAUCACGCAGCCCGUUUGCAACGGCAUCAAGGGCAACAGCUACGAGCACCACUCCACGGGCACCGCCGUCGGUGAGAAGCGAACGCCCACGAACGAGGAGAGCAGCAGCGCGUCCAUUACGGACGCCACCACUGGCAGCAGCGGCGCCAGUGCCACGGCGUCUGCCGCGGCGUUCGUUCUGUCGGUGGCCACGGUGGCGGCCACUGCCAUGUCGCUCUUCUAG